CUGCGAAGGGCCAGGUAGGUGAUACGUUUACGGAAAACAAACUCGGAGGGCUGGACAUACUGAUUUUGAACCAUGCCAUACUCCCUAACGUUCAGCCGUGGCUGGGGACAGGGGACAACUUCACGAGACUGACCACCAGUAUGGACGUUAACUUCCGGUCAUAUGUUUAUCUGGCGUCCCAUGCACUACCUCUGUUAACCAAUAGUCGUGGUCACAUUUCUGUGGUCUCCUCUACUGCGGGAGUUACCGCCACUCCAUAUACAGCCGUGUACACCGCCACUAAGUACGCUCUCCAGGGGUUCUUUGGCGUCCUCAGGCAGGAACUGGCUCUCUAUAACUCUGGGGUGUCUGUCACCUUGUGUAUGGUAGGAGCUACACGGACGGAGAGAGCGGUGAAAUCAUUCGUAGGCAUGUUUGGCAGUGACUGGCACAACACCAUACAGCCAGUACAACCAGAACUUGUUGCCCUGGAGAUCACCAAGGCAACUGUUACUAGACAAUAUGAAGUAUACACUAGCACAGAUAUACCAUCCAAAAUAUUCAUAUCUUUAAGGUUACUGUUUCCAAAUUUUGCUGAUAAAAUGAUGCUAAAAAGCUUUUUAGUCUUGUAGAUAUCAUCCUAGUUUGGGUGCUUUAACUUUCUUCAGAAUGUAUCUGUUAGCUCGGAAUUAAACCAGUAGUAGUCAGUUCGAUCCACCAUGUUUAAACAAAAUGUGUAUAAUACCGUUUAGUUUAGGAAAGACACAUUAACAGUUUGUAUUUCAAGGAAAAUAUAUUUUAUUUGGAUAACUGCACGGGCCAUAUGUGUGUCAAAUACCCACAGUCCUGAGAAGACAGAAGUCUCAGUUAACUUCCUGGUACAAUACGAGUUAAAAGAAUAUCCUUUGACACGCUCUGGUAAUCAAUUCAGAACUGAGCACGGCGUGAUACCAGAAAAUUCGGAAACGUGCAUGUGUUAGCACGUGUGGUAAUUGCGAACCCAGCACAAAAAAAUAAAUAAAUAAAUAAAUACAUUUAAUAUAUGACAGCGUUUUCUGAGGGACAAACAUGUUUUGGUGAUUUUUAUAUAGGUUAAUCAUAUAUCAACCUUGAACCUGAAAUGUAUAACUUACAUGUAUGUCAUGGUAGGGUACAAUCAAGUACACACCUUUUAUUUGAAUGCAAAGUACUGCGGUGGUGCCUUAAGGGACAGAGCCGUCUUCCUUUUUUUUAAUUAAGGCAGAGCUAGACAUUUCGUUAGGAACAGUGUUAAGAGGCUAAUAAACGUACUAUAUAUGGUUGUGAAAUAUUACAUUUAUGUAAAUCCUUAAAAGGGAAUUAAAAAGUAUUCUGAAAGACGGGCAUCUUUUAGGAGUAAUAUGAUAUACUGUAGAAUAGUUAUGGCACUUAAUGACAUAAGAUCAUAAGAUUCCAUAAGUUUAGGAGACCUCCAUUAUGACCUUAAGCAAGGAUUGUAUUCAGCGUAGUUUUUCAAAACAAAUUAUUGUAGUCCGUAUAAAUUGUAGUUUAUGAAAGGCAUUUAAAUAAUACUGUAGAAUUGCUUUAUUUUCGUCUCUCAGAGAUCGUCUAGUACACGUCCUUCUAGGAGUGCAGGAUCAUUAUCAGUUUCCGCUGAAAGAAGAACAUCAUCAUGGUGCGUUAAUAUGGACUCCUAUUCCGCGGAUCUUAUCUACUUGAUUUUCAAUGUAUAUACAUGGCCUUUUUACGCUUUGCGAAACAAAUAACUCCUUCCAUCCCAGAAUAAAGAGCUUCAAGGUCAUGGGUUGAUACACGUAGCAAUCUUUUCCGUAUAAAACAGUCAGCACUACCCUCUUUCCGCAUUCAUAUGCAAAACGUGCGCAGUUUGUGCCAAUCCAGAAAUAAUCAUCAACAUGUGACUCAUUAUUUUCCU
This is a messenger RNA of Lingula anatina, 1891 nucleotides long. RefSeq names its product 11-beta-hydroxysteroid dehydrogenase 1-like. Gene Ontology annotation, cellular component: intracellular membrane-bounded organelle. Gene Ontology annotation, molecular function: oxidoreductase activity. The record is from RefSeq and is a predicted model, not a curated record. NCBI's taxonomy places the organism in Eukaryota, Metazoa, Brachiopoda, Lingulata, Lingulida, Lingulidae.